Messenger RNA from Elaeis guineensis (African oil palm), 2401 nucleotides. RefSeq names its product ABC transporter G family member 1. NCBI's taxonomy places the organism in Eukaryota, Viridiplantae, Streptophyta, Magnoliopsida, Arecales, Arecaceae. Gene Ontology annotation, molecular function: ATP binding; ATP hydrolysis activity; ABC-type transporter activity. Gene Ontology annotation, cellular component: membrane. The record is from RefSeq and is a predicted model, not a curated record.
UAAAACUCUCAUGGCUUCUCCCCCACAUGUGCCAAGAUGGACUCCAAGCCCAAGCCCAGCAAAGAAUCCCCACCCUCGGCCAGCCGAGGAAGAUGACAUAGAGAUGCAUGGCUCCAGGACCGGCGUCGAUGCUCCGGGAAGCAUCGACAGGUCUUUCCCUUUCAGUGGUAAAUUUAAUCCUCCAUCACCUUUGCACCCUAGCUUCCACAACGGCAGCCAAGAAGAAGUCAACGGCUUGCCGGAAAUGGAAGUGGUCAAGGUGUCCUUCGAAGAGAAGGUGCCGAGUUCUGGUGUAAUCGUAGGCCAUGAAGACCUCGAGAGCAACCGGAAAAAUCGUGGUAUCUCCCUCACCUGGAAAGAUCUCUGGGUCUCAGCAUCCGAUGGCAAAGGCGGGCGCGCACCGAUCCUCUGUGGUCUCAAUGGUUACGCCAAGCCCGGUGAGAUCUUGGCCAUCAUGGGACCUUCUGGUUGUGGCAAGUCCACCCUUUUAGACACGCUUGCAGGAAGAUUAGGAUCCAACGUGAGUCAAAGUGGAGAAAUUCUGAUCAAUGGCCAGAAACAGAAGCUUGCAUUUGGGACAUCAGCUUAUGUGACUCAAGACGACGUAUUGAUGACGACGCUUACCGUCAGAGAAGCUGUGUACUACUCGGCACAACUCCAGCUGCCGGACUCCAUGUCAAGGAAGGAGAAGAGAGAGAGGGCGGAGGAGACGAUCCGGGAGAUGGGGUUGGGAGGUGCGAUGGAUACGAGGAUAGGGGGAUGGGCAUCCAAGGGCAUCAGCGGUGGUCAGAAGAGGAGGGUGAGCAUCUGCAUGGAGAUUCUCACCAGGCCUGAGCUCCUCUUCCUCGACGAGCCAACCAGCGGCCUCGACAGCGCCGCCUCCUACCACGUCAUGGAGAGGAUCGCCAGCCUCGCCCGCCGGGAGGGGAUGACGGUGGUCGCCGCCAUCCACCAGCCCAGCAGUGAAGUGUUCGAGCUCUUCCAUGGCCUUUGCCUCCUCGCUUACGGCAAGACAGUUUACUUUGGACGAGCUGCAGCGACCAGCGAGUUCUUUGCUUUGAAUGGCUUCCCCUGUCCACCUCUUCGAAAUCCUUCAGACCAUUUCCUCAGGACGAUCAACAAAGACUUCGAAAAGGACAUCGAAGAAGGCCCUGACGUUAACCCAAUAACCACUGCUGAAGCAAUUGAGAUUCUUGUGAAAUCUUACAAAUCCUCCACUAUUUCACAGCAAGUAGUUCAACAAAUUGCAGAGAUAAGUGAAAUGGGUGGAGCUCUGGUGAAGAAGGGAAGUCAGGCUAGCUUCUUAACUCAGUCCCUGGUCCUUACGAGCAGGUCCUUUGUGAACAUGUAUAGGGACUUGGGCUACUACUGGCUGCGAUUUGCUAUUUAUAUCGCACUUUGCCUUUGUGUAGGCACUAUAUACUAUGAUGUUGGCCAUUCUUAUGGUUCAAUUCAGGCCAGAGGUUCCAUGCUCAUGUUCACAGCUGCCUUCCUGACUUUUAUGGCAAUAGGAGGCUUUCCAUCCUUUGUGGAGGACAUGAAGAUCUUUGGACGAGAAAGAUUGAAUGGACACUAUGGUGUCACCGCAUUCGUGAUCGCCAAUACUCUUUCUGCUACUCCAUACUUGGCUCUCAUCUCUGUAGCACCAGGGGCCAUGGCCUACUACCUAGUUGGCCUUCAGAGGAGAAUAGAUCACUUUGCCUACUUUGCUCUAGUGCUGUUCAUGUGCAUGAUGCUAGUUGAGGGCUUGAUGAUGAUCGUCGCAAGCAUCGUCCCAGAUUUCCUGAUGGGCAUCAUAACCGGGGCUGGAAUUCAGGGAGUGAUGAUGCUGAAUGGUGGCUUCUUCCGGUUGCCCGACGAUCUCCCUAAGCCUGUGUGGCGGUACCCGAUGUACUACAUUGCCUUCCAUACAUAUGCUAACCAAGGCUUCUACAAGAAUGAGUUCUUGGGUCUAACUUUCCCCAACGACCAAGCAGGAGGGCCUCCCACCAUUAGUGGUGAAGAGAUCCUGAGAGAUAUUUGGCAAGUUGAAAUGAGCUACUCCAAGUGGGUUAAUCUCGCCAUCUUAUUCGGCAUGGUCAUUCUAUAUCGGAUCUUGUUCUUGGUGAUUGUAAAGAUCACUGAGAAGGUUAAGCCCAUGAUUAAAGCUCUACUUGUUAAGCCUCCAGUGAAAUCCAUCCAUGUUCUGGAGCAACCAUCAGCUGAACUGCGCAAGAAGAGUACCAAAGACAAAAAUGGUUUCCUGUGAUCUUAUAUAAUUAGAUUGAAUCUCUUUCCUACCUUAUGAGAGGGAACAUAUAUAUCAGGCAGUGUAUAAUUAUGUUUUGCAUUAGUGUACUGUAGUAAAUUAAGGCAGUUUUUAUGAAUGGAUUCACAUGCAAGAACAGGCAGUUUUUAUGAA